UUUGCUUGGCGCCGCGACCUCAUGUGAGACACCUCCUGCGCGAGGCAGUCCGACGUUACCUCUGCAGAGAAAAACGCCAUGGACCCUUGAAUUUGUUGUUAUCGUCCUUGUUUGAGCUCACAAACAUAGUCGAAACAAAGCGAAGCGGUUUUAUUAGCUGUUUAUUUGAAGCAUAACCGAACGGUGCGACGAUGUGGAUCCAGGUUCGGACCAUAGACGGGAAGGAGACGCGAACCGUGGAGGAUCUUUCCAGACUGACCAAAAUUGAGUCUUUACGAUUGAAAAUACAAGAAAUUUUCCAUGUUACCCCGCAGCAGCAGCGCCUCUUCUACCGAGGAAAGCAGAUGGAGGACGGUCAGACACUGUUCGACUACAACGUGGGUCUCAACGACAUUGUUCAGCUGCUGAUCCGCUCUCAGACCGACCCUCCAGACAGCCCUGCAGCCCAAGACACCUCUGGUGUCGCCAGCAGUUCAGCCCUUCUCUCUGACCCCAAGUCUGAAAGCUGCAACUCCUCGGCUCCUAUCUGCCAGGCGGCUGCAGAAACUUCAACCAAAAAGAACAAUGAGAGCAGCAGCAUCACUUCCAGCACUGUAAAUGAAACCAAACCAGACACCUGUGCUACCAGUGACUCAGCCAGCACCAAAAAUGGGUUCAAGUCCUCCAGUCCAGCACCGGACACCCAGCCACCUACAUCCAGCAGAACCACACUAAUUAAUCCUGGAAUCGGCAUGUACAAGAUUAAUGAGCUGGUGGACUGCAGAGACGUCAGCAUCGGUGCCUGGUUUGAGGCUUGCAUUGAAAAUGUGACCCUCGCUCCCAAAGGACAGAUUGUUCCCACUAAGCCUAGGGUUGGUCGGCCCCCCAAAAGGACUAAUGGAAAGCUGGAGGCCGAGCAGGGUCAGGGUCAGACCAUGGACAGUAACAGGAAUAAUUCUGGGUUAAACUUGGAGAGUAAUGGAGCCUCCACUUCUCAGACGGACUCUACAGCUGCAGAGAUCAAAAACAAAGACGAAGACAUAAUUUACCAUAUUAAAUAUGAUGACUAUCCAGAGAACGGUGUGGUUGAGAUGAAAUUGGUAGAUGUAAGACCACGUGCCAGGACCGUGCUGCGAUGGGACCAGCUCCAGGUGGGUAUGCGUGUGAUGGUUAACUACAACAUGGAGACACCAGAUGAGAGGGGCUUCUGGUACGAUGCAGAGAUUGUGACCCUAAAUCAAACUUCUCGCACCAACAAGGAGCUCCGAGUCAAUAUCCUGCUAGGGGGUCCUGGAGAUGUAAUCGGAGAUUGUAAAGUUCAAUUUUUAGAUGAAAUCUAUCAGAUGGAGACAGCAGGGGCUCAUCCGCUCUCGAGUGCUGAUGGACAGUUUAAACGGAAGAGUGGGCCAGAGUGCAAACACUGCAAGGCCGACCCAGACUCGGAGUGUCGAUUCUGCUCCUGCUGUGUGUGCGGCGGGAAGCAGGACGCUCACAUGCAGCUGCUGUGUGAUGAGUGCAACAUGGCAUUCCACAUCUACUGCCUCAACCCGCCGCUGGCCACCAUCCCAGAUGACGAGGACUGGUACUGUCCGACCUGUAAAAAUGACACCAGUGAAGUUGUGAAGGCUGGCGAGAAGCUCAAAGCCAGCAAGAAGAAAGCCAAAAUGCCUUCAGCUACAACGGAGAGUCAAAGGGACUGGGGAAAGGGUAUGGCUUGUGUGGGACGCACUAAAGAGUGCACGAUUGUUCCCUCAAACCACUAUGGACCUGUUCCUGGCGUUCCUGUUGGAACUACCUGGAAAUUCAGAGUACAGGUGAGCGAGGCAGGUGUCCACAGGCCACACGUCGGCGGCAUCCACGGCCGCAGCAACGAUGGCUCCUAUUCGCUGGUGCUGGCUGGCGGCUUCGAGGACGAAGUGGACCGGGGAGAUGAGUUCACCUACACAGGCAGCGGGGGUCGUGACCUCUCGGGAAACAAACGGAUCGGAGAGCACUGCUUUGACCAAACGCUGACUCACAUGAACAGAGCUUUGGCCCUAAACUGUGAUGCACCUCUGAAUGACAAAGACGGAGCAGAGUCCAGAAACUGGCGAGCAGGAAAACCAGUCAGAGUGGUGCGCAGCUCUAAAGGUAGACGUAUUAGCAAAUAUGCACCAGAGGAGGGAAACCGCUAUGAUGGCAUUUAUAAGGUGGUCAAAUACUGGCCAGAGAUUGGGAAGUGUGGUUAUUUAGUGUGGAGGUACCUGCUGAGACGGGAUGAUCUGGAACCGGCACCGUGGACCCCUGAAGGUCUGGAGAGGAUAAAGAAACUGGGCCUUUCUGUUCAGUACCCGCCUGGCUAUUUGGCUGCUAUGUCCAACAAAUCAAAGAAGGAGCCGUGCGCUAGACCUGGCUAUGGCGGUCGCAAUAAGCAUUAUCCCGGAAGGGGAAGGUCCCGGAGACGCAAGGCCAAAGUGAAAGAGGAGAAUGAAGUGGAUGGAGAGGAGGAAGACGAGGAGGUGGAGGAGGAUGGGGAGGAUGAGCUUCUACACACCAAGAUGCCAGAGGAUGUACUUCAACGUAAUGGAGAGCAGAAGACAGCUGCAGAUAAUGAAGUGCCACCAGCGACGGAGCCUCCAUCCAAACGCGUGAAGAUAGAGGAGACGUUCCAGCUGUCGGAGCAGCAGCAGCAGCUGAUUCAAGAUGACACAGCCAACAAGAAGCUGUGGGAUGAAGCCAUGGAGAACCUUAAAGAGGGGCCGAAUUUCCUGCAGAAGAUGGAGCAGAUCUUCAUGUGUGUGUGCUGCCAAGAGCUGGUCUUUCAGCCCAUCACCACUGUCUGCUCGCACAAUGUCUGCAAGACUUGUCUCCAGCGCUCGUUCCGUGCACAGGUGUACACCUGCCCCGCCUGCCGCCACGACUUGGGCAAAGACUAUGUCAUGAACCAAAACAAGACGCUCCAGAUUCUACUCGACCAGUUCUUUCCUGGCUACAGCAAGGGACGAUGAGGUCCAAGUGGCAGUUAUUCCUAGGGUCCACGCACACAAGCGUCCGUUCUGUGCACCCUCGUAUAUGGUCAAGUACCUUAGAGCUCCACCUUAAAACACAUUGCACUCACAUGUACUCACCCAUGAGUAGUUGUAAAUCGCAUAUACAGCCAUUAAUGUAUACAAUCAAUCACACACAAACCACCUCAGUAGGGACUGACCUCAUCUGCUGGAACUUGGACCGUCUCCAUCAACAUCACUUGCCUGAAAUUCCAAUUAACGACUUUUCCUCCCCCUCUGACCUGUUCCAGCCGCCCAAGUGGGCACAAAAGAAACGCACAAAUAAAAGAAUCACCAACUCAUAUUGUCACCAAUCAUCUCAAAGCAAUUGCUCGUUGUUUUAGUUCUGCAUUAACCAGAUUACUUUUGUUACUUUCAAAUGUUUUUUUCCCCCCAUAAAACACCUGCCAACCUGCUUGCAUUUAGUGUACCAUGUAUAUGCAGAUGAUCUGAGUGUUAGUUGCUCAUCAAGUUAGAGAUUCAAAUGUGGGAAGUUGAGAGCUAAACAAGGCCAGUCAGGAGCAUUCGUCUGCAACCUGUUAGGUGCUCUUGUCACUUGGAAUAUUGCCAUUUCUUUGCCUUGAGCUAACGGGAAAAAACAAAAGCCUAACCUGGGGUCAAUUUCUGUUUAUUGGCAGCUGAGUCUAGUUUGUUUGCAGCAAUGCAAAUCUCAGAAGUACUUAAAUGAACAUUUAAGAAGGCAUAAGAAGAGAAUUUUGUGACGAUUUCUGGUUCUGCGUUAUGGCUGUCCAUCUUUUGGACGAUAGGAGCGUGUGUUCUCGCGUUAGAAGAAUUUCUCAGACGAAAUGAAAAAGGUCAGGAUUCACCUGCAAUGUGCAUCGGGUGAGCUGCCUGUGUGUCUUUCCUAUGACAUUUCAAAAGGCAGAGUGUGGUUGUCCCUGGUGUUUCCAAGCAACCACCAUGCAUGGACGGUUAGCUAAUAAAGUGCUCCGCAAACCUUCAUCUGCUCUUGUUCUACUUGUAAAUGUUCACUGGUGAGCUUGAUGUCUGUCUUCAUGCUAGGAAAGCAAAUCCACUGAUCGUUUUGAAUCCUGAGAAUGGAGAUGAAUGGGUCUUUCUCAGCUAUCAAACAUUUGAUAAUGGAUGCGUUAUAGAGCCUAAAUGACGUCUACAUAGAUAUAAAGCCCAAUGUUGACACAAACAGAAGUAAAAACUGCUCCUGAUGUUCCUGAAAAAAAUCUUUUUAGCAGUUCUGGAUUUUCAGUAUUUUUUAAUAUCCGUGUAAGACACACUAGCAUAAACAGACCAAAGGCACAAGAGGGGCAGCUGGAAGGCAAAUCCAGUGUUUACAUCCUGAUAACGUCUUUGACUAGAUCCCCCAAAAUAAAACUGUAAAUGGGCAAAAAAAACCCGACUCCGCUAAGAUUUAUUGUAGCUCCCUAAAAGCAUGAUAUGGUUUAUUCAUGUUACCAUGUGCAUGCUAACAUUAUGUCCACUUUCCUGGUGUAUUUCUACAGAUAUUUUAUAACUAAGAAUGAAAAAAUCUGGGAUGAAAUAGUGCUCGGUUUCCUGUUGCUUUAUAGAAGAAAUACACGUUUUGCUUGUAGUAAAGUCUAAGCGAGCAAAAGAAAGUAAUCUCAAAAAGAAUAUUUUUAUAAGCAUUGCAAAAAUCAUAAUUGUUGAUUGUUUCUGACUAGUUUCACGAGAGAAGCGGCGUUGUUUAUUUAUGUUCUAGAAGAGCAAAACUGUAAAAAGUAAGGAUUUAGAGCUUGUUUAUUUGAAAAAGGCUGUUUUCUUUUAUAUUCUCUGUAGUUUUUGUCCAGGUGCCUUUGGUGUCCCUGGCUCAAGAUUAAAACUUGUAUUGGAUGCAGCAAACCAUAAAGCCACAAAUUCAGUUCAAACAGACAAGAAGACUUCUCUUAAAACCAACGUGUUUUUGGUUAAAAAUGAGAAUAUUUUGUUUAUCUUUUUAGUAAAUUUUCUGGGCUGUUGUGGAAAUUAGACAGGUAAAAGCAUUUGUAAAGAAACACGUCACUUAUGAUCUAACCUACAUAAAAUUCUCUUUUUAUGCUUUUUAUUUGUUUAAAUGAGCUGUUUUAUGGUUUUAAAAUGCAAUUCUUUUGCUUUCGGAUUGAACACCUUUAACACCAGACAGUACUAAUGUUAUGGUUAUGUCAGUUGCCCAUAGCUGUCCUGGUUUUUCAAGUAUUUCAAAGAAUAAAAAACAAAUGUGUAUACAUUUGUUUUUUAUUCUUUGAAUAGAAUUGGCGUGUGAGUGACUGGGCCAGACUUCUACGCACUGUUGUGGUACUGUAAAAUGUUCUGGGUUGGCAGGUCUGAUCCUUUGGAGAGCAGAGGCUGAUGUGGACGGAGGUCGCCUUCAGCGCUGCAGUUCAGAAAGUCGCUCUUGUAAAAAACAGAAAUACGUACGUUUAUCAGCCUUUGAAGCAGUCCGGUUUGAGUCCAGUGAACUCAUCAGCUUCUUCUGUUUCUGUUGACAUUCAGACCCCCCUCCAUUAAUUUCCAGGCUGUUUGUGGUGAUGUCCUUGUUUCCGUUCAUUCAGGAUUUUUGUUUGUUUUGUUUUUAAUCAACAACAUGCAAGUAUCAAUGCUACUAUGGUGUUUAAAGCUAACUGUGAUGUGCAUUAUUUCCACUGUUUUUUCUUGUUGGUGUUAUUUUUGUCCUGCAUAGACUGAUGAGCUGAGUCCUCUUUACUUCCUCUCUCUGUCGUGACCUUUGCUCCUCUUUCCUCCCUCUUCUGCUCUCCGUGAACCUACAGUACUAACUACUUUUAGACCUAUUGUGGGCGCUUGGCUUCAGUGCUGUGUUGUUUUACCUUUUCUGCACUCUACUGAAAAAUACAUUAGAUCUGGUUUAGUUUCCUAGAAUGUGUUCUAUUAUCUUUCGGCGCACCUCUUUUUAUGCCUGUUUAGUUGCUAAACUUGUUUUCAUCAUUAUUAGUCAUUUUUACCUUGUCAGCCUCAAACACCUGCAGCAGUCUGAGAAGUUUCAUUGCUUCAUAUUGUGAUUUGAAAUUUUAUACAUGUCGUAAUAAUACUUAAUAUGUACCAAUUAAAUAUUUGGAUUCAGUA
Messenger RNA from Nothobranchius furzeri (turquoise killifish), 6059 nucleotides. RefSeq names its product E3 ubiquitin-protein ligase UHRF2. The record is from RefSeq and is a predicted model, not a curated record. Gene Ontology annotation, molecular function: ubiquitin protein ligase activity; protein binding. Lineage: Eukaryota; Metazoa; Chordata; Actinopteri; Cyprinodontiformes; Nothobranchiidae. Gene Ontology annotation, biological process: negative regulation of gene expression via chromosomal CpG island methylation; protein ubiquitination.